This is a messenger RNA of Striga asiatica, 339 nucleotides long. Lineage: Eukaryota; Viridiplantae; Streptophyta; Magnoliopsida; Lamiales; Orobanchaceae. The record is from the annotation of a GenBank genome assembly.
AUGAAUUUUAUUUUGAUUCUGAAGGCUUUGAUGAACUUCAAUUUUCUCAUUCCGGUACUCACUGGAGCUUCUGCUCUGACGAUUCACCGUUCUCUGUGCGUUCAACUUGGUCAUGAAACAGAAGCUUUAAAACGGCCUUAUAAGUGCGAUGUGGGAAGGAAAGACAGUAUACCCAAAGAGCCAAGAGGAUGUGCAAGCUUAUGCUCUCUGUUCGUCUUCAACAAUGACAGGCAAAAACACAACUCAACAGCACCACACUGCAUUCGCAACCACACUGCAAACCCAUUCUUGAACCACAAUCCUGUCUCACGCUCGAGCUCUUUACUCAUAAAGGCGUGA